This is a messenger RNA of Diutina rugosa, 453 nucleotides long. RefSeq lists its product as uncharacterized. NCBI's taxonomy places the organism in Eukaryota, Fungi, Ascomycota, Pichiomycetes, Serinales, Debaryomycetaceae. The record is from RefSeq and is a predicted model, not a curated record. The transcript has a single exon. Gene Ontology annotation, cellular component: mitochondrion. The coding region runs from base 1 to 453 and encodes 150 amino acids.
AUGGCCACCCGAGCUCCCACGGAAAAGGACAAGAUCGAAGCCAAAGCCAGCGAAGUGGCGACCCAGGUCGACCAAUUGGGGGCGCUGCCGUACCCCAGUGCCGCCUUCGGGUCGUUGCUUGCCCUCAGAGGGUUGAUCGUGCCGGACAACGUCGUCGAGGUCGUCCAGGGGGUUGCCGGCCAGCCGGUGAGGGAGAAAGUGACGGUGGUGAAGCCGACGAGGGCGCUGUGCUUCACGUUCGGGGCGGCCAACUUGAUUGGCACCUACAUCAUGUUUUUGGACCCCAAGAACGGCGCCGGGUUCAACUUUGCCUGGAACGCGUUGUACCUUAUCGUCAACGGCAAGCAGGCGGUGGAGCUGGUGACCCACGGCAAGUUUGUGCCCGCCGGGUUAGGGGCGUUUGCCCUUUUCAACGCCGGCGUCUACGGCAAGCGUUACUUCUCGCUGUUUUAA